UCGUAGUGGUGAUUGCCCAAAAAAAAAAAAAACUUCGUACUGGUGAUAUUAUGAUUCUUCUUGUCCCGCCAUUUUUAUUAUCUAAUUAUUUAAUGUUUUUAUUCCAUCGAUUUUUCUGUUUGUUUAAUCGUUUUCUUUAUCUUCGUUGUCCUGGGGAUCCAUUUCAUGUUCACAAGUUGUUCGGAUAUUGGGCGAAACGUUCUUACGAUUGCUGUAUCAAAGGCUCCGAUCUGAUUACAGUACUUCAUCAAUCCAUGCAACCAUUGUUGUAAACCCUCCUCUUAUCCAUCCAAAAACUAAUAGGUUAAAACUACGUCGUCCGUGACUUAUUCCUAAAGUUCUGUCUGUGUAUGAUCAUAAGACACACACACACACAAUAAUAAUAUUUAAAAGCCAUUUUGAUGUGAAGAUUCUAUUUAAUGUUGAGAAAAGUUUGCUGAUACCAGUUUGUGGACGGCAAGGGUCAUCAUCACUGUGCACAUGAUCGUCGUGAUAGGUCUUUUUCUGUCAUGAUGCACUUCUACGUGAAUAUAUGCAGAUGCGGAACGAUUGGGGUGAAGGUACUUUCAACUGGACGGAUUCCUUUUGACUGUUAUCGUUUACUAGCUGAGGAUCAUUGCGAAAUUGGCUUUAGGCUUUAGCCUAAAGUUUUCCUGCUAUCGCCAGACCAGGGAAUGAGGAACGUAACUCAUUAUUGGGGUGAAAGUUCCAGUUCAACAUCUCUUAGCAGUCAGAAUGACACUGAGGAUGAUCGGAUGAUUGCUAUUGUACUAGCAGAGGAGUAUGCCAACUUGGACGGUGCAGUUGGUACGCGACUUUCCAACUUGGCACCUGUUCGUCAUGUGCCCCGGAUAAAUUCCUUCAUCCCCAACAUAAGUGAUGCCAGGAUGGAUCACCAGCGUCUUCUUCACAGGCUAAAGAUAUAUGGUCUUUGUGAAGUUAAAGUCUCUGGUGACGGAAAUUGUCAGUUCCGAGCCAUUUCGGAUCAGAUGUACAAGUCAUCUGAACAUCACAAGUAUGUUCGAAAAGAGAUUGUGAAGCAGCUCAAAGAUCACCGUUCCUUGUAUGAAUGUUAUGUCCCAAUGAAGUACAAACAGUAUUGCAAGAAAAUGGCAGAAUCUGGAGAAUGGGGAGACCAUGUUACCUUACAGGCAGCUGCUGACAAGUUUGCUGCAAAGAUAUGUCUUUUGACAUCGUUCAGAGACACGUGUUUUGUUGAACUUACGCCGCUGAAUAAAGUGCCAAAGUGUCAGUUAUGGCUGAGCUUCUGGUCUGAAGUUCAUUACAAUUCACUAUAUGCAUUUCAGGCUGCGCCAGUCAGGGAUAAACCAAGGAAGAAACACUGGUUGUUCUAGUAGAAGGAAGAAGAGGAGCUAGAUAAGAAACAUGAAGGACAUAAUUCAAUAUGAAGCCUAGUGCAUGCGUUCCCCCUUCUUUUCCUUAGUUUAGAUGCACACAUUAUUUAACUGUUAUUUCUUUUUCAUUUGAUAUGGGAAACAAACUUUCACCAAGUAACACAGAUACACAGAUACAUAAUUUGUAUAUCAUGAUCAUCAUCAUCAUCAUCAUCAUCAUCAUCUCGAUGCCACUACCACUUUAAGGGGUUAGUAAUGAAUAAGUUGCAUGGAAGAAAUCGAAGUGUGUCCCUCAAGCAAAAGCGGAUAGCACAGCUAGAAGCCAAAGACUAAUCCGUGGAAUGGGACGUGCAUGUGUCCUACAUGUGAGCCUCACAUGAUGUUAGUGUUCUAGAAUUUCUGUUGAUCUUAUCACAAGCUUGGUGCACGUUACUGGUACAAGGUUACAACGUUAUUGAAUUGGUUUCAACGCAAUUUCAACUUGGCCCUUCCCUUGGGUCAAAGCCAGAAGGGAAACAAACAAGAAGCCUCCGCUCUUGCCUGAAUAUUCCGGGGGGAGCUGCUACUCGUUCUCUCUAAUGAUCGCCCUUCCCAUCAUUAUCUAUAAAGUUGUUGACCUUUUUCGC
Molecule: messenger RNA, 1981 nt
Organism: Neltuma alba
Lineage: Eukaryota; Viridiplantae; Streptophyta; Magnoliopsida; Fabales; Fabaceae
Product: OTU domain-containing protein DDB_G0284757
Exons: 10
Coding region: 675-1355 (226 amino acids)
Biological process (GO): protein deubiquitination
Molecular function (GO): cysteine-type deubiquitinase activity
Source: RefSeq, a predicted model, not a curated record